This is a messenger RNA of Colletotrichum orchidophilum, 1866 nucleotides long. RefSeq lists its product as uncharacterized. Lineage: Eukaryota; Fungi; Ascomycota; Sordariomycetes; Glomerellales; Glomerellaceae. The transcript has a single exon. Bases 1 to 1866 code for a protein of 621 amino acids. The record is from RefSeq and is a predicted model, not a curated record.
AUGAUCAGCGACGACAAUGCCCUUGGUGACUGUAGCUGGGUCGAGCGAUCGCACCUCAGUGAAUACGAGUUGACCGAGAACCUAUCCGACUUUCUGCUAAGCCUGGUGCGACGCUCUGAACGAUGCGACGAACAAGUCCCCCCCUUCUGGAUCGAUGCCAUCUGUAUAGAUCAGACGAACCCUCAAGAGAAGGCCGUCCAGAUCCCGCUCAUGGGCGAGAUCUAUGCGCGGUCUUUGGCGGUUUAUAUCUGGCUCGGAAAGCAUGACCGCGACCUUGAAGGUCUGUUCUGGAUAUAUAACCAGCUGCUGCCAGCGAUCAAAGAGCGCCAGAGGCAGUUCGCGUCGUACCCGGCCUUCUUUGAAUGGCUUGGGUCGUACGGCCCAGGUGACGGACGACUGCUGCAAGAGCUUGGCCUCAGGCUGGAGAAUGCCUCACUGGCGGAUCAUUGGGUCACGUAUCUCAUGUUCUUCGCCACGAGAUCUUGGUUUCUCAGGGCAUGGACCUUGCAAGAGGCCGUUGUCGCCCGCAAUCCCGUCUUUGUGGUUGGCCAAGACUUCAACGUGCUGAAAUGGGCUGACACGUGGGAUCUCCGAAACAUCGUGCAGGCCUGGAGCAACCGUCUAUCAGAGCUCACAAUGAACAACGAGAAGCUUCCUCCGGAAAUGAGAGGCGUCCGUCUGAUCCGAGGCUGGACCGAGUUAUUCCCCCUUCGCAGCAUGUUUUCGAACUGUCUCCGGGAUGAAAGCAGGGAACAGUGGGCUCAGACAUGGUCGAUACUACUCUUCAUUGCCAGGUCAAAGGACUGCACGGUGACCGUGGACAGGGUCUACUCGACAUUUGGCAUGGCGAAGAUGGUCUGUCCACCCGAAGUCAGCGGGUUUCCUGAGGUUGACUUUUCACGGUCCGCCGCCGAGGUCUUUGUAGACGUCGCCCAGUUCCUGCUAUGCAACAGCGGUGGCAUGAGCCUGCUCUCUCUCGUCGAAGAUGGAACAUUUACCAAGACAGCUGGAUUGCCCUCCUGGGCACCUGACUUUUCGAUCAAAGGAGACCAGGGACACUUGCUCUCAUCUGUGGCAAAGUUUAGAGCGUCUGGCGGUAUUCCUACGGAGCCCCUACCACGUUACAAGGGUGAUUGCAUCACAUUUAGAGGAAAGAGAGUUGGGAAAAUCGCAUUCAUCCCGCCUAAUGAUGGUAAGUUUCGCCAUAUUGCGCUGCAAGUCGCUCUCUGCAUCCCCCAUCUCCCAGACAGAUAUCCGGCAGGUACUGAGAGUGCCGCCGAAGCUCUGUGGCGGACUUUGAUAUACGACUUGGGCGAUACACCCGGGCCGGCCGCUGGGGCGGCCGCGGAAGCAGGAGCGCAUCCGCGGCACGGGCAAGGCUUCAAGCAGUGGCUCACAGUGGACUUGACUAUACGACUCAAUGGCUCUAGGCACGGCUUGGAGCCACACGAGAGCCGCGAGUUUGGCGUCAUUCUUUCCUCCGAGUACCAAAAGGCCCAUGGCGAUCUCAUCCCGUCCCUGGAUGAGAUCCAUCGAAUGGCCCACUACAUGAUGAGCCAGCAGCAAGGGGGAAACCUUUUGCGGUUUCAAGGGCCGCUUGGCAGGGCUUACUAUACGCUGAUGGCACCCAUCAUCAUGAACAGACGACUGUUCAUCACUGAUGAAGGGUAUGUUGGGUUGGGAAAACUUUCGUCUCGCGUAGGUGACCAAGUUUGGGUCCUGGCUGGUGGGAAGGUUCCAUAUGUCAUGAGACCGAAGGAGGAUGGCAAGACUUUCUUGCUGGUUGGGGACGCCUAUGUUCAUGGGGUGAUGGAUGGGAGCUGGUCGGCCUCGAGCGAAGCCGUCGAGGAUGUUCAAGUUGUAUGA